AUACUGGCCGACGCGCCGCACAGGUAUUUAAUCACGGGACUAGACGGAAGGUCGAAAGAACAGGGAGGCCAUGUUGGAUUUUCAGUAAACUGUUUGUGUGAUCCCAGCGUCAGAAAUGCAUCCCCGGCGCAGUGCUCAGGAAGUCCUACUGUGUAACCUCUGUGAGACUGUCCCCCUACAGAGUCGUUGUGAAGUUUGUAAUAUAAAUCUAUGUAAGGCCUGUGUUGGGGAGCACCUCUCGGACUCCUCUAAAAAACACAAUGUCAUGCCCUAUUUACAAAGAAAGUCUACUCCCAACUACCCGAAAUGUCCGAAACACGUCGAAAAAUACUGCGAACAUCACUGUGAGAAUUGUGAUAUUCCUGUUUGUAUUAAAUGCGUCUCCUCCGGUAAACACGAAGGUCACAAGUUAUCAGAAUUUCUGGAAAAACUCAGCGCUAAAACACAAAAUUUACAAAAAGAUUUGGAGGAACUCGAGACCAGAAUUUACCCGCGAUAUGAAGAAAUGGCGUCCAAUAUCCAAACCGAAAAAGCCGACAUAGAAACAAACUAUGGGAAAUUGACCACAGCUGCCGAACAAGAAGGUGAAAUUUUACACCGGGAGAUCACCGCCAUUGUCAAUCAGCGGAAAUCUGCCAUUCAGGAGAUGAAAAACAAACACCUAUCUACCCUGAAUAAAAAUACAGAAGAAAUCACACAGAAAAUGGUGGAACUCGAACAGAUCAUUUCCGACUUGAAAUCAAUCCUAACAUCAAAUGAUGUCUCCUUAACCUCUACUUACAAAUCUAGGAAUUCCGAAUUUAGAACAUUACCGUCUAAAGUCCGAGUUACAUUUCCGAGUUUUACUCCUCAGAAAAUAAACACAUAUCAGCUCAAUGAAAUGUUUGGUUCUCUGUCGCCAUUAUCCAUUAACACAGAACAUGGCGACACAAUGAAGUCAGCAGAAGCUGUAUCGUCUCCUCCAGUCAAACCACUGCAUAAUGAGCCGCGCCUCACCGCCACCAUAAACACUGGGUAUGACUAUCUAUACAGUGUUAGCUGUCUGAGUGAAGAUCAAGUCUGGACACGCGGGAAUAACAAAACCAUGAAGCUCCUCAACCUCCAGAGUAAACUACUGACAUCAAUAAAAACCAACUCAGGGAGAGCACCACAGGGUAUAGCAGUGACACGGGACGGAGAUCUUGUUUAUACUGACGAUAGUAAUAACACCGUGAACUUAAUUAAGAAUAAAAAGAUAUGGACCGUGAUCACACUGCAGGGGUGGAGUCCUCGCUCUGUCUGCUGUACCGCGGGUAACGAUCUCCUGGUUACCAUGGACAGUUAUGAUGGAGAACAAUCCAAAGUCGUGCGUUACUCCGGCUCCACAGAGAAACAAAGCAUUCAGUUUGAUUAUCAGGGUCGUCCUUUCUACACAUUUGGUUAUGACACUAAAUACAUCAGUGAGAAUAGGAACCUGGAUAUAUGUGUGGCUGACCUGUCAGCUAGUGUAGUAGUGGUGGUCAAUCAGUCAGGGAAACUCCGAUUUAGAUACGCUGGUCUUCCCUCUAAUACCGGGCAAUCAUUUAGUCCAGCCGGCAUCACUACAGACAGCCAGAGUCACAUCCUGACAGCAGACUGGGAUAAUCACCGUAUCCACAUCCUAGAUCAGGACGGACAGUUCCUCCGUUACAUUCACUGUGAUUUAGAGUUUCCUCGCGGUUUAUGUGUGGACAUCAGAGACAACCUUUUUGUGACUGAGCGUUACACUGCUAAAGUGAAGAAAAUCCAAUAUCUACCAACACAGUGUUAAUUACACAGCUCUACCGUGUUAAUUACAUCUAUCAAAACGGUGUUAAUUACACAUCUCUACAGUGUUAAUUACAUCUAUCAAAACGGUGUUAAUUACACAUCUCUACAGUGCUAUUUACAUCAGUGUGUUGAUUACAACUGCUUGUUAAUUACAAUUCCUUGUUAAUUACAGCCCUGUGUUAAUUACAGCCCUGUGUUGAUUACAGCCCUGUGUCUGUGAUGUGUAAUGUACUUGUGUUUGUGAGUUUAACUGAUAGAACAUUAGUCUCUCACUGCAGUUUACUAAUUAUAUCUUAUCUGUAUCAUUAUGUUUAGCUGAACAGUAUUAAUUUUAGAACACUAAUUACUAUUUUGACUGUGUUACUAGUUAUCUAUAUACAAUCUUUUGAGGAGUAAUUUGACUGUGUUACUAGUUAUCUAUUUAUAUAUAAUCUUUGGUGGACUAAUUUGACUGUUACUAAUUAUCUAUUUAUAUAUAAUCUUUGGUGGACUAAUUUGACUGUGUUACUAAUUAUCUAUUUAUAUACAAUCUUUGGUGGACUAAUUUGACUGUGUUACUAGUUAUCUAUAUACAAUGUUUUGUGGACUAAUUUGACUGUGUACUAGUUAUCUCUAUACAAUCUUUUGUGGACUAGUUUGACUGUGUUACUAGUUAUUUAUCUAUAUGCAAUCUUUUGUGGACUAAUUUGGCUGUGUUACUAGUUAUCUAUCUCUAUACAAUCUUUUGUGGACUAAUUUGACUGUGUUACUAGUUAUCUAUAUACAAUAUUUUGUGGACUAGUUUGACUGUGUUACUAGUUAUCUAUCUAUAUACAAUCUUUUGUGAACUAAUUUGACUGUGUUACUAGUUAUCUAUCUAUAUACAAUCUUUUGUGAACUAAAAUUUGACUGUGUUACUAGUUAUUUAUCUAUAUACAAUCUUUUGUGAACUAAUUUGACUGUGUUACUAGUUAUAUAUCUAUAUACAAUCUUUUGUGAACUAAAAUUUGACUGUGUUACUAGUUACCUAUCUAUAUACAAUCUUUUGUGGACUAAUUUGACUGUGUUACUAGUUAUCUAUAUACAAUCUUUUGUGAACUAAUUUGACUGUGUUACUAGUGAUCUAUAUACAAUCUUUUGUGGACUAAUUUGACUGUGUUUCUAGUUAUUUUUCUAUAUAUGCAAUCUUUUGUGGACUAAUUUGACUGUGUUACUAGUUAUUUAUCUAUAUGCAAUCAUUUGUGGACUAAUUUGACUGUGUUACUAGUUAUCUAUAUAUAAUGUUUUGUAGACUUAUUUGACUGUGUUACUAGUUGUCUAUAUACAAUCUUUUGUGACUAAUUUGACUGUGUUACUAGUUAUCUAUAUAUAAUGUUUUGUGGACUAAUUUCACUGUGUUACUAAUAUCUUUCUAUAUGUGUAUAAUUUUUAAUGUGUAUAUUAUAGAUAAACAUGAUUUAGAG
This is a messenger RNA of Ostrea edulis (European flat oyster), 3230 nucleotides long. RefSeq names its product E3 ubiquitin-protein ligase TRIM71-like. The record is from RefSeq and is a predicted model, not a curated record. Bases 116 to 1789 code for a protein of 557 amino acids. The transcript is spliced from 2 exons. Gene Ontology annotation, molecular function: zinc ion binding; ubiquitin protein ligase activity; protein binding. Lineage: Eukaryota; Metazoa; Mollusca; Bivalvia; Ostreida; Ostreidae. Gene Ontology annotation, biological process: protein polyubiquitination; negative regulation of translation; proteasome-mediated ubiquitin-dependent protein catabolic process.